Messenger RNA from Gadus morhua (Atlantic cod), 1263 nucleotides. It is a transcript of the gene armc1l, whose product is annotated as armadillo repeat containing 1, like. The coding region runs from base 127 to 942 and encodes 271 amino acids. The record is from RefSeq and is a predicted model, not a curated record. Gene Ontology annotation, molecular function: metal ion binding; protein binding. The transcript has 7 exons. Lineage: Eukaryota; Metazoa; Chordata; Actinopteri; Gadiformes; Gadidae.
GGCAGUUGGGGUUCUACCCGGUUCUACCAAUGGCACGGCCGUAAAGCUCCAUGCAACGAAUUUUGUAUUUUGGUCCGCACGAGCCAUUCAAGCCAGUAGUGAAGUGACAAAUCAACGCUGACCACGAUGAACGACGCGCUGUCCGUAGUGGGUCAGCUGCGGGACCUGGCCUCCGAGCCGCAGAACCGAGAGGCCAUCGUCCAGGACCAGGGCUGCCUGCCCGGCCUGGUUCUGUUCCUGGACGUCCAGGACGAGGAUGUGUUAUUCGCAGCCCUGCAGACUCUGCGCUAUCUGGCGGAGCAGCCCCGUAACAUCCCCAUCAUGAGCAACGAGCUGGGCAUGAUGGUGAGCCUGGAGAACCUCACGGAGAGGGCGGGUUUGUCUGGUGAAGUCCUGUCCCUGGCCAAAGAGGUACACGGCAUCCUGAGCGCGCCUGUUAUCCGCACACCAGAGAGGGAGAGGAGGAAGAAGCCCCAGUUCUUUAUUAACGCCACGAACAAGAAGGCCAAGUCUGUUACCCUGCACAUCCAGGGACUGGACAGCACUGACCAGCGCGGCUUGUGUGAAGAGGCUCUUCUCAAGGUCAAAGGAGUGAUUAGUUUCACCUUCCAGAUGGCCACAAAGCGAUGCACUGUCCGAAUCCGCGCAGAUCUGACAACCGAGAGUCUUGCGUCAGCCAUCGCCGAAACCAAGGUUCUGUCAGCCAAACAGGUGGUCAAGAACGAGGCCGGGGAAGAGAUCCUCCUCGCCUUGAAGCCGUCGGGAGUUGAGGUGCAGAAGAACAGCGUCCUGCCGGACUACCUGCCUGAGGAGGAGGAGGAGGAGGAGAGCCCGGAGAAGGACCUGGGCCGCGCCGUCUCCCGCCCCGCGGCCCAACAGGACGGCAGCGGCAGCUGGAUUAACGCCGCCGCCAGCUUCCUCUCAAAGAACUUCUACUGGUGAACCCAGAGAGCCGCUCAGAGCUGCUGCUGCUCCGCUCCGAAGAACAGGCCGCGGCGCCAGCUGCCGGAGCGUGACUAUCUCCUGGAGAAACGAUGGGUGGUUUCUCUGAUUCUUUGAGAAAGAUUGGUUGGUUGCGUCAUCACUGCAGCUCCGUGGUGUUGCACAGUGCUGGUUUGUUUCAUGUCAUUUGUAAAUAUAGAUUUUCCUUCUUCCUCCUUUUUUGUAUAUCUUGUUUUAUACGUUUACAUUCCCCCAUUACUUUGUCUGAAUAGAUGUCUUUGUACUGGGUUUUUCCUGAAAAUACAUUUGUAGUAUGUCUAA